AUUUAGACAGUGUCAGGUUGUUGUUUAUACAAAUAUUUCCAAUUGUUUAAAUUUGAUGAGCAGAAGAUUUGGAAGAAAGUAUUUGCAAUGAGUGGCAACGCACAUGGACUCAGUUGGUUUCCCAAUAUUCCAGAUAAAUUCGUAACGUGGGGUCAAGACAUUAAUUUGUAUGAAGUGCGCAAUAAGACCGACACUGAUGUUAAACCUCGUUUGCCGAAUAUAUCGGCGAAUUUUGUAGCCAUAGAGAAUCGUUAUCAGUACGCCAGAUGUGUUCAACCUUCGUACCACAAGCACCGACCAAUUAUUGCCGUUGGCUUGGGUGAUGGAAAAAUUGGCAUUUGUAAAUUUCACGACAUGGUCGACAACAGUUGGGAGUACACACCUCGCCAACAACGAAUGUGUUUAUGUUUGGCUUGGAAUGAGACAGACCCAAAUAUUUUGGCUAUUGGUCAUGAUCGAUAUAAAUCAGAUUCCUGUAUAACUAUUUGGGAUAUUGAAAGGGGUCUACCGAAGGAAAGCAGUUCAAAUUUCUUUGGACUCUCUGAAUCGGCCCAUUCACUAUGCUGGAACAAAAAUCAUCGUGUUCUCAUUGCAGGGAUGAAUCAGAAACAAAUCAAACUGUACGAUUUGCGACAAAACACUUCUACACUGCAGACUAUACAAACAAAAACUGUGUAUGGUUUGGGUGUAGCACCGAAUGGCAAUUAUCUUUCCAGUUUCUUUGAUUCCGUUAUAAUGCUGUGGGAUUUGCGAUCCCUCGAUCGGCCAUUAAAACAAAUACAGUCGGCUAAAAAUCAUCUGCAACUGAGUUGGUGCCCGACCCGAUCAAGUUUGUUGUCGUCAUUGCAACGUGAAUCUCCCUAUAUCACACUCUAUGAUAUAAGAUGCGUUGAUGUGGAAAACAGUCGGGAAGUUUAUAGUGUCAAGAAACAAUUGUUGCCAUUUCACACCAAAUAUCAUGCAUCAUAUAAAGGAUAUUCGUUGACGGCACUCUCUUGGCACAAUAGUGAUUUCGAAAGAGCACUUCUGCUGUCGGAAACUGGCAGUAUUAUGGAUUUUCGUCUGCCGUUGUCCAUUCUAACAGCCUACAGUAACCACAAAAAGCUGCCACUUUUACUGCAAAGGCCUUUGUCGGCACCCAGUUCACCAGCACACAGCAGCAGUCAAACCACCAGUCAGUCCAGUACGCCGGAAUUUGCUAGCGUCGGUUCGUCAUUAAACUUUCAUGUGUUCGAUCAUAAUAUGCUCGAGGAGGAUUUAGUAGAUGAAACUCGAGAGCGUGCCCUUAGUGAUUACGGUCUAAAGAUGGAUGGUAAACGCUUGAGUGGAGAAUUUCAUUUGUCCCCAUAUUUGAAGAAUGUUUGGUUAAGUUUGGCCAAUUUGUAUCGGGCUGAGGAAAAAUUAAUUGGUUUAAAAACGAUUUUGGGUUUUGGUCUGGGUCAUACUUCGCAAGCUUUUAUGAACAUUUCGCGUAUUGAAUCCCAUGUUCUACAAUGGCCAGAAUUUAUAAAUAAUUCCAACAACUUGGUAUGCUACAGAAGUGACCAACGUGAUACAGCUUUGAAACUAUGUGGCUGGCCUUUUGAGCAGGAAUUGGAACGUUUUGUAAACAAUUUGUGUGAAAAUAAGGAAUUUAGCCGUGCUGCCAUGAUUUAUGUCUUCCAUUUGAAAAUUCUAUCAGCUUGUGAUAUAUUAUCCAAGGCUGUUGAUCAGUCACGCGAUCCCAGCAUGUUUCGUAUAGCUGCCAUUGCAUUGUCCAGUUUCAAUGCAGAUCGAACUAGUUCAGCUUGGCGCAACCAGCGUUCCAGUGCCAACACUCAAAUACAAGAUGCCCAUUUAAGAGCCAUAUUUUCUUUUCUCAUAGCGGACAAUGAAAAUUUCGAUGCCGUAUUGAUGGAAGAGGGAGUUUCUUUGGCUGAUCGCAUGGCAUUUGCUUGCAAAUAUCUUUCUGAAUCGAAACUUUCAGACUAUAUAAAGGUUCAAAUCCAGAAAUCGGUUGAGAAAGGAGACUUGAAUGGUCUAUUGCUGACUGGAGAAUCACAAGAUGGCAUUAACAUAUUGCAGGCUCAUAUGGAUUCAACGGGAGAUAUACAGACUGUUGCAUUAAUAGCCAUUAACUAUUUCCAUCGUGAAUAUUUUAACGAUACAUUUGUACAAUAUUGGAUAUCAAGCUACAUGGAUUGCCUUAACUCUUGGGGGUUUUGGGAAAAACGUGCUGAAUUGGAAAUAAAAAUAGUAAAUCUUCGCUCGACCAGUCGCACUGCACGCACCGUAUAUUUGUCGUGUAAUUUUUGCGGUAAAUCGGUAUCGAAUGCUUUACAAGAAGAUGCACGCAUUCGUAAUGUAUCCUCGAAUGUUAACAAACUUUCAUCAUGCCCUAGUUGUCGAAAACCACUGCCUCGGUGUUCAUUAUGUUUAUUGCACAUGGGCACCACUCUAAAUGCAGGUCUUUCAGCAGACGGUGGUCCCGAGAGUAUUGGUUGGCAGUCAAAACCAUUUUCGAAAUGGUUUUCUUGGUGUCAAACAUGUCGCCAUGGUGGUCACACCGAGCAUUUAAUGCAAUGGUUUAAGGAAAAUUCUGAGUGUCCUGUUUCCUCCUGUUCAUGUCGAUGUUUCGAUAUGGAUGUUACUAAUCCUGAAGCUACACGUGAUCUUUCGUAGUUAAAAUUCGUUUUCAGCUUUAUAUUUUAUGGCAUCAUUUUUAUUCAAAGACUUUUAAAUACAUUGUAAGAAGACCCCUUGUUUUCCUUUUUAUACGGCAAUAAAGUUUUCCAAAUGCGAUUGCUUCAAUUGUAUUUAUGUGUACCACA
This is a messenger RNA of Calliphora vicina (urban bluebottle blowfly), 2810 nucleotides long. RefSeq names its product GATOR complex protein mio (gene mio). Gene Ontology annotation, biological process: cellular response to amino acid starvation; positive regulation of TORC1 signaling. Lineage: Eukaryota; Metazoa; Arthropoda; Insecta; Diptera; Calliphoridae. The coding region runs from base 88 to 2661 and encodes 857 amino acids. Gene Ontology annotation, molecular function: protein binding. The record is from RefSeq and is a predicted model, not a curated record. The transcript is spliced from 11 exons. Gene Ontology annotation, cellular component: cytoplasm.